Messenger RNA from Brassica napus (rape), 3865 nucleotides. Its product is annotated as putative nuclease HARBI1. NCBI's taxonomy places the organism in Eukaryota, Viridiplantae, Streptophyta, Magnoliopsida, Brassicales, Brassicaceae. The annotation marks the transcript as partial. The record is from RefSeq and is a predicted model, not a curated record. The transcript has a single exon.
ACUCGAAGAAAGAUUGAACGAAGUUUCGACGAUAUAUUCGAAGAUAUAUACAACAACAUAGUGGAGGCCCAAACCAAAAAGCAAAGGAAACAUGCUUACAUAGAACGAAACCGUGAAGAAGGACACAACCGUUUAUGGAAUGACUACUUCAGCGAAGAUCCGACAUUUCUGGCACAUUUAUUCAGACGCCGUUUCCGCAUGAACAAGGAAUUAUUCAUGCGUAUAGUACAUCGCCUCUCAGAGGACGUUCCAUUCUUUCGACAAAGAAGAGAUGCAACCGGGAGGUAUGGUCUAUCUCCACUGCAAAAAUGUACGGCUGCAAUUCGUCUGCUUGCUUAUGGUUCUGCGGCUGACACGGUUGACGAGUAUCUCCGACUUGGUGAAAGCACAGCAAUUUCGUGUUUAGAAAAUUUUACUGAAGGAAUAAUACAGUUAUUUGGAGAUGAGUAUCUACGAAGACCCACACCAGAGGAUCUUCAACGACUACUCGAUAUUGGAGAGAAACACGGGUUUCCUGGGAUGGUAGGAAGCAUUGACUGUAUGCAUUGGGAGUGGAAAAAUUACCCAACCGCUUGGAAAGGACAGUACACACGUGGAUCGGGAAAACCGAAAAUUGUCUUAGAGGCUGUAGCUUCGCACGAUCUUUGGAUAUGGCACGCUUUUUUGGGUGCUCCAGGUACCUUAAACGAUAUUAAUGUCCUCGACCGGUCUCCUGUUUUUGAUGACAUUUUACAAGGUCGAGUUCCCAGGUUAGAGUACGUGGUCAACGGACACAUGCAUAAUUUGGCGUACUACCUCACAGACGGUAUAUAUCCAAAAUGGUCAACAUUUAUUCAAUCUAUCUCACUUCUUCAAGGUCCUAAAGCAGAGUUAUUUGCUAAAGUUCAAGAAGCAACCCGAAAAAAUGUGGAGCGCGCUUUUGGAGUAUUGCAAGCUCGAUUUGCGAUUGUGAAAAACCCGGCGCUUUCAUGGGACAAGGAAAAGAUAGGGAAGAUUAUGAGAACCUGUAUCAUACUACACAAUAUGAUAGUCGAAAAUGAAUGAGAUGGAUACACUCAGUACGAUAUGUCUGAAUUUGAAGAAUGCGACGUAACUAGAAGUUCGCGGGUGGAUAUGUCCUAUAGUACCGACAUGCCUACAAAUCUCGGUAAUAUGCUUGGCAUUCGGAAUCAUGUUCGUGAUAGGCGUAUACAUGAACAAUUGAAAAAUGAUUUAAUUGAAAAUAUUUGGAACAAAUUUGGUGAUGAAGAUUCAUUAUUAUUGUAUCUUUAUAUUUAAUCAUGCAAUUAAUAAAUUUUUAAAUUUCACAUGUUUAAAAAUUAAAUCUUUUUUUUCCUAAGAACUCCUAAAUGGAGUACACCAUUGGAAACACAUUUUUGAUAAGAGUCCUUAACUAUUCAAACAAAAAAAAUUAAAAAAAAAUAUUACUUUAAUAUUGCUAAGGACUCCAAUAGUGGUAACACCAUUGGAGAUGCUCUAACGUGGUUACUUUUGUUAUGCUUAUGGUACGGAUACAUAUUUUACAUGUCGUAUGACUCGAGCCUUAAAUCAUCUACACCAUGCACCUCUUCUUGUUUUACUAGGGGCAUAGCCCCGCGGGUACGUUAUUGAUGCAUUGUGUAGUGUUAUGUAUGAAAUUUGUUUUUCUUUUUUUUUAACUUUUGUUUUUUCGUGUUGUAUAUAAUCUAUAUUAUAAUAGAUUUAUUAGGUUGAUAUGAGAAUAACCGGUGAUUUCUUAUGUGUUGAUAUUUCAUAUCUCAUGUGUGGACGUCUAAAAGAGUUUUCGAUUUAUCUUCAUGAAUUCGACAUCUAGCAACAUUUUUCCCAUGAAUAUGUCGGAUAGAGACCCACAUAUCCGCUGAGAUUCAACAUCUGAUACGCUGACUAAUUGCCAUCCUCAUUAGCUAUCCAGUAAAUCUGCAAGCUGUGCAAGUAUAAGAAAAUAAUUAUCUACCACAGUUUAGAAACCCCAAACAAUAGUGAAACCUUUUAUUAGACAUAGAGAAAGAGAAUAUACAUAACCCUAUAAAUAUGGUCAAGGCUAGAUCUUUUAACAGAAAUAAAAAAAUGAAUCCCCAUGAGCUCCUCUCAAGUUUAUGCGAACUCUCUUAGUCCGUCCAAGAAGUUGUGUUUCUUUUUCAUUGGUUAUUCCUGUAGUUGUCGGUUGUGUAAAAGAUUUUGUUCACUUCCUCCUUGAAACUACCAAUGUGUUCUAAUUCAGAUUUCAACUCUGGGAAAUUAGUGAAUCCCUCCAUGGCGUAAAGGUCUUAGUGGACAACUUCGGAAAGUAGAACAAACAACAAAGAAUUAUAUUAAUCAAGUUUUCAGUAGGACUAUGAAAUUCUAUCAAUUUAAAGAGUUUCAAUGAUGCGCGACACUUAAUAGAGCGGUUUAGAGUGUAAUGAUAUAUCAUUGGAUGUGAGAGUUAAGCGACAAAGUGGGAGAACCUUAGGCCCUAGCUUAGAGACGGUGAAAAAGAAUAGACGAUUAGGAGGUUUCUUUGGGUCUGUCUGACGCAUCAACCUUACCUUUUAAGGCUUAUGUAGAAAAUGAGCGCGAUAGGCCGCGAGUUAAUUAAAAUGAUCCAAAAACCAUUAAUUCAUUACAUAGCCCUGUUCAAAAACUCACCGCCGAGGGCUGUAAAAUCGCCGAAAAAAACGUAACUCGGGCACCAACGGUGACGAUUUAGACUGAUUCGGUCCGAAAUUCAGGAUUCUUAAAAGAAAUUAAAUUUUACUCUUUUCAUCCUAUAAUCGAGUAGUAUAUAUAAAGAUUCAUGAUGUUUUCAUGAAAAUGGCAAAAAACGAAAAAAUUGAUGUAUAACUCGUGAAAAAUUAUGAGCCGUCAGAGUCAAUAUUGCAGAAAACCUAAAAAUCUAAAGAGGAAGACGACUUGUAAAAGUCAUAAUUGCCUUUAAUUAAACUUAAUCAUAAAAAUAUGCAAAAAAAUUCCAUGGUUUCUAUUCGAACUCGGGUUGUUAGCAUUUUUAAAGAUGUGUAAACCGCUGCACUAAGUGAUAUUUAUUGUAAGUUUUUACGAAUAUAUAAUAUAUUAAAACAAAAACAUGAAGAUGAGUCCCACUAAAAUAAAUGAAAUGCUGAAGUGGACACUCUAAGGAGAGAGCAAAAACUCAAUCAUUAUAAUAUAGAUUCUUUUCGAAAUUCAGUUUUGUUUUACAUCCUUUUCGAAGUUCCAGUUUUAUUAGUUAAUUCUGGAUUAGCUUAUUAUUUAAAAAAUACAAGACAAUAAUCCGCGCCUUGCGCGGAAUGAGCUUAUUAAUUUCGUUAUUUCUUAAGAUAAGAAAACAUUAGGUCUGUUGAAUCUGGAUAUUGGUUCGGUUUUAAGUUAAUUUUUUGGUUUUUAUUCUACUAAAAUAUAAUUACCAUUCUAAAUCAGUAUUAUUUUGUUUAUUCGGUUAAAAUGCUUGAGGUUUUUCCGAUGAUAACCAAAACUAUUAUUAUUUUUUUGGUUUCAUAUUAUAUGAAUUUAGACAAUCCUGAUGUCGAACCAAUUGUUUCAUAUUAUAAUUUCUAAAUACAUGAAAAAUCAAAUCUAUCAUGAUAAUAAUUGAAGAAAAAGAAAAGAAAAUUAUUAAGACAAAUCAUUUCAUUACAAUUUGGUCGAUAGUGAAAAGAAAUAUUAAAAAAAAAGAAUAUUCCAACUUCCAAGAGAAUUAGAAUCCUCACUUGUAGUCAAUAUUUAGUUAUAUAAGUGCUCACGGCGAUUCGGUAUCCUUUUCGCUUCGAACACAAAAUCCGGAUAUGCGUAACUCUACGAAGCAAAGCAAAUACUAAUAUGUAAUAUCCGUAAAAAACGAAGCAAAUCACAAAUAUUAAUAUUUUUAGAAACGAAUAUCCGAUCUGAU